Nymphaea colorata (pocket water lily) is the source of this 564-nucleotide messenger RNA. RefSeq lists its product as uncharacterized. The record is from RefSeq and is a predicted model, not a curated record. Bases 114 to 359 code for a protein of 81 amino acids. The transcript has 3 exons. Lineage: Eukaryota; Viridiplantae; Streptophyta; Magnoliopsida; Nymphaeales; Nymphaeaceae.
UCCCAAGCACGGGUACGUUUGCGUUCAUUUUUCAGCACGAGUGCCAUUCACGGUCCUAGGAGAGCCUUUGUUGCAGCAGCCAGCAGCCACACGCGAGAGAGAAAGAGCGAGAGAUGCCGGCAACUGCGACGCUGGUGGGAGCCCUUCUAGGGCUCGGCACUCAGAUGUACUCCAACGCCCUUCGGAAGCUUCCCUACAUGAGGCACCCAUGGGAACACCUUCUUGGGAUGGGCCUCGGCGCCGUGUUCGCCAACCAACUUGUGAAGUGGGACGCGCAGUUGCAGGAAGAUCUUGAUAAGAUGCUGGAGAAGGCCAAGGCUGCCAAUGAGAGCAGAUAUUUCGACGCUGAUGAUGACUAGCGCUUGAUUAUCUCCUCAUCCGAAAUAUGCACAUAUUUUCUCGUUGGAAAACUUCGAGUGUGGGUUUUGAGGGUAAACGGUGAAGUUUGUUAAACUUCAAAAUCAUUGUAACUGUUUAAGCACUUUGCCAUUUCAACUUUUCCAAAUAAGCUUCCUUGUAAUGAAAUUUCAGAAAUGAGAGAAAACAAAUUGAAUCAUUUUUCUA